Messenger RNA from Galendromus occidentalis (western predatory mite), 1497 nucleotides. Its product is annotated as glucose-6-phosphate 1-dehydrogenase-like. Lineage: Eukaryota; Metazoa; Arthropoda; Arachnida; Mesostigmata; Phytoseiidae. Gene Ontology annotation, biological process: glucose metabolic process; pentose-phosphate shunt, oxidative branch. Gene Ontology annotation, cellular component: cytosol. The record is from RefSeq and is a predicted model, not a curated record. Gene Ontology annotation, molecular function: glucose-6-phosphate dehydrogenase activity; NADP binding.
AGACAAUAUCGCGUGCGUUGUCAUCACAUUCAAAGAAGACAUCGGAACGCAAGGACGAGGUGGAUACUUCGAUCAAUUCGGUAUAAUCCGCGACGUCAUGCAGAAUCAUCUCUGUCAAAUUCUAUCGAUUGUCGCCAUGGAGAAACCUGUUUCAACCAAAGCGGACGAUAUCCGCGAUGAGAAGGUUAAAGUACUCAAAUGCAUACCACCCAUCCGCCUUGAGAAUGUAGUAAUGGGUCAAUAUGUGGGCAACCCCAGUGGCCUUGGUGAACAGACUCAAGGCUACCUUGACGACCCUACUGUCGCCUCGGACUCCAUGACUCCAACCUUUGCCACUGCCAUCUGUUACAUCAACAAUGAACGCUGGGAUAAUGUUCCCUUUAUACUUCGCUGUGGAAAAGCCCUGAAUGAGAGAAAAGCUGAGGUACGUAUUCAGUAUCGCGAUGUACCCGGCGACAUUUUCGGUGGUCAAACCAAGAGGAAUGAGCUCGUGAUGCGGGUGCAGCCCGGUGAAGCGGUCUAUGUGAAACUCAUGAACAAGAAACCCGGCAUGUCUUUCGGGAUCGAAGAAACGGAACUCGAUCUUUCCUACAACAGCCGUUACAAGGGGAUGGUUCUACCGGAUGCCUACGAGCGCCUCAUCCUGGACGUUUUUUUGGGCAGCCAAACGAACUUCGUCCGCAGCGACGAGCUAGCUGAAGCCUGGCGCAUCUUCACCCCACUCCUGCGAACGAUUGAACAGGAUCGCACCAAACCUAUACGUUACGUUUUUGGCAGCCGCGGUCCUAAAGAGUCCGACCUGCUAAUGAACUCGAAGGGCUUCAACUACUACGGAACGUACCGCUGGGAUCAGAACUCCAAAAUGUAGUCAGUAGAAUGGAGUCCAAGCAUAUCUACUGAGUGAUCAGUCCAUUCUCGACAGCGAGUCAGGGAGACUCUCGUUCACAGACUCAUAUUUUGAAAAUUUUACACAUAAUUCCAAUGGUUAACGAAAGUUUUCGCCUGUCGUCAAUUGAGAAAUCAGGGAGGAGCUCGCCGUAGUUGGGAACGAGCGAAUAUGUGAUAGAAUGUGCCGGGAUAGACUUGAGCUCCUCUGCCGCCGUCAGGGAAAAUUCCGUCCCAUAUCCCGCAAGAUACGGUACUUUUCCGGAAGGAUGAUGCGGAGUAUGCUUUCUUGGUAGGUAUCAAACAAAACCAGCCUUUGUGAGAUGCACAAGCUCUGUCACUGAAGUCUCGAUGGCCCCUCGACGACACGACCAUCUUCGCGUAUUCGGACGAUCAAAGAGCGUGAAGACACCGAAUGAGCAGACACCGCGAUACCGGGGGACGGUCCCAAGUUUUAGCUACCAUGUCGACUGGUAACUUGUCUUCUUUUCGUCGGAGCUCGUGCUUCCAGAACAUACUUUGCGGAGUAGACUCAGCAUCGAUUCCACUGGAAAACAAGCUCGUCCUGAGAGUUUCGAUCCAAGAAUAAAUAGACAAAUGUGCGAUUCGACG